Messenger RNA from Chrysoperla carnea, 2431 nucleotides. RefSeq names its product protein scarlet (gene st). Gene Ontology annotation, molecular function: ATP binding; ATP hydrolysis activity; ABC-type transporter activity. The record is from RefSeq and is a predicted model, not a curated record. NCBI's taxonomy places the organism in Eukaryota, Metazoa, Arthropoda, Insecta, Neuroptera, Chrysopidae. The transcript has 16 exons. Bases 49 to 2031 code for a protein of 660 amino acids. Gene Ontology annotation, cellular component: plasma membrane.
UGUUGUUUAAAAAUUUGGUUAGUGUUGGUUAUUUGAGAACGGUUUACAAUGUCAAUAGAAAAAGAGCCUUUAAUCAAUAGCAAGUUAUUGGAGAUAACAGGUGCUAAAUUAGAGACAUCAGAGAUUGAAAGUCGUGGGAAUGAAAAAAUUCAAUAUUGUGGUAUGACAAGGAGUUACAGUCGUUGGUCACCAGAUGAAGAAGGUGUUACGGUUGCAUGGCGUGAUCUUAGUGUUUAUGCAUAUAACAAGAAUGCAAAUAACAAACGGGAUGCAUACAAACGUAUCGUUAAUAAUGUUACAGGUGCUGUUAAAUAUGGAACUCUCGUUGCCUUAAUGGGCCCAAGUGGUGCUGGUAAAAGUACAUUUAUGAAUGCUUUGGCACACAGAACAUCAGCUGGAAUGAUUGUCGAUGGCGAUAUUCUUAUUAAUGGCAGACCAAUUGGAGAUUACAUGAAGAAUUUGAGUGGAUUUGUAUAUCAACAUGAUAUUUUUACUGGUAGUUUAACAGUUUCGGAACAUUUAUGUUUAAUGGCUCAUUUAAAAUUCAGUAGAAAUGCUACUGCUGAUGAGCGUAACCAACGGAUAAGUUACCUAUUAAAACACUUAGGUCUCACACACCGUAUGCAUACUAGAAUUGGUGUCAACGGCGACGAGAAAGUCUUGUCGGGUGGAGAAAAAAAGCGCUUAGCACUUGCAACAGAGUUAUUAACAAAUCCAUCAUUGCUUUUUUGUGACGAACCUACAACCGGACUAGAUUCUUAUUCAGCUCAAAAAAUAAUUCAAAUGUUAAAUACUUUAGCAAGUCAAGGAAAAACAAUUAUUUGUACCAUUCAUCAACCAAGCUCACAAAUUUUCGCAAUGUUCGAUCAGUUAAUUUUACUGACAGAAGGAAGAAUUGCUUUUAUGGGACAUUCAGAACAAGCUCUUGAUUUUUUUGAAAAACAAGGCUAUGAGUGCCCUAAAAAUUAUAAUCCUUCGGAUUUUUUCAUUAAAAUCAUUGCAACAACACCAGGCUCCGAGGAGGCAAGUAAAACAAGUAUACGAAAAAUUUGUGAUCAAUACGCAGUUAGUGAAGCCGCCAAAGAAGUCGAAUUUGUCGUUCAAUAUGAGUUUCAUAUGGGAAUUUCUUCUGAUCAAUCUUCUUUCACACGAAAACUUAAAAAGAAUGGUCCAUUUUGGUGGUCGAAACUAUACUGGAUAACAUAUAGAUGUAUUUUACAAGUUCUGAGGGAUCCUUCGGUUCAGAGGCUGCGCAUGAUCCAAAAAGUGGUGAUUGCACUAAUGGUUGGUUUUUGCUAUGUUGGUUCAACAACGUUAACUCAAGCUGGAAUCCAAGCUGUUCAAGGUGCACUUUUUAUGUUGGUGGCUGAAAAUACAUUUACACCAAUGUAUACAGUCUUAGAAUUAUUUCCCAGGGAGUUGCCACUAUUCAUUCGAGAGUAUAAAUCUGGACUUUACUCUGCUAGUAUUUAUUACAUAGCAAAUGUAAUUGCUAUGUUACCAGGUCUCAUCCUAGAACCAGUUUUAUUUAUUUCUAUAUUUUUACCAUUAACUGGAUUACGUCCAAGUUUUUAUGCAAUCUUAAUGACAGCUAUAAUUACCAUACUUACCAUGAACGUAUCCGCAGCUUGCGGAACAUUCUUUUCAGCCGCUUUUGAAUCGGUUCCAAUGGCUAUGGCAUUCUUGGUACCGUUUGACUAUGUUUUGAUGAUAACAUCUGGCGUAUUCAUUCAAUUAAGCACAAUUCCACCAUAUCUUCAAUGGGCUAAAUAUUUGUCGUGGAUAAUGUAUUCAAACGAAGCUUUAUCAAUUAUACAAUGGAAUGGAAUUACAAAUAUAACUUGUGAAAUUCCAGCAUCCGCCACAGAAGAUGAAAUAAUUCCAUGUAUACAAACUGGUGAUGAAGUUUUAGAAAAAUACAGUUUUUCAGCAGACCAUUUAGUUCCAAACAUGAUUUUCUUAGUGGCAUUUUAUUGUUUUUACCAUAUUUUAGGAUUUUUAUUUUUAUUGAGACGAGCGAAAAAAAAUUAAAAUUAUUAAAUUUAAUAUUUGUUUACAUGAAAAUAUUAGUGCUGGAUUCAAUUUAAAUGGCGUAUGACGUAAAAAAAGAUCGUAUGUUAGUGAAGAAAUCUUAUUCUAUAAAUGAAUUUUGGGCUAAUUUUUUGUCCUUCCCUAUUGUAUUUCUAUCUGAUUUUAACAUUUUCCGUUCUUGAAUUGUGUCUUGUCUUACAGUCUUUAGGUUUAAUCCAACGCUAAGAAAAACACAAAAAUUUACAUGAUAGAAAUAAGACUGUUAAUAAGAGUUAGUAUCAGAUUUUUCAUUUUUAUAAUAAGAAAAUAGAAACUACUGAAAAUUUAAGUGUAGGCACUCAUACCAUACAUUUUAUUUGCAAUAGGGAAUAUUAAUGUAUUUUUUUUAUAUUUUUAAUUC